Messenger RNA from Phytophthora nicotianae INRA-310, 1722 nucleotides. RefSeq lists its product as hypothetical. The record is from RefSeq and is a predicted model, not a curated record. The transcript has a single exon. Bases 1 to 1722 code for a protein of 573 amino acids. Lineage: Eukaryota; Oomycota; Peronosporomycetes; Peronosporales; Peronosporaceae.
AUGGGGUCGGAUUAUCUGGACCGUGUCAAGUCUUUGAUUAACUCUGGAAAGGGGUCUGAUGUCGGUUCCUCGUCAGGCUCAGCUUCCGAGCCGCCUGCUUCCAUAAUUUCGUCAUCUGCCUCUUCGGACGAUGACUCUGCAUCUACUGCUUUGUCACUGUCGGGAUCCUCUACUUUGGACUUGCCAAUUCCUUCAAUGGACGAGAUCGCGACUCCUUCGACUGCCGUUACCAACUUUAAAUCGACCUACCGCAACUGGGUGGGACCUUGGACUCAGUCCUCGGACUCGGCUUGCUAUCGCGAAGCUCACUUCAUGAAAAAGUGUCCGAGCAACUAUGACCGUAAUGAAUUAACCAACACGUGCUGGACGGAGUGUCCGAUGGAUUAUCCCGUGGAAUGUGGCAUGCAGUGCAUCCAACAGAACAAUGACUGCGGUCGUGAGAACGUUGCCAAGAUUUCUGCCGUUGCCAUGUCCGCCCUGAGUAUGGCCACCUUUGGUGUGUUCGGUCAAUUGGCAAAGUAUGGAAAACACGUGACCUGGGCCGCUCGAUGUGCCAAUUAUCUCAUGACUUUCACGAGAGCUGUCGUGCGUUUCACGCGUAACCAAAUGAUCAACGAACCGGAGACUUCGCAGGAGAAACUACUAUUGCUACUAUACCAGACCAAUUACGUCGUCGCUGAUCUUCCUGGUACCAUCUAUGCGUGCUCAGGCAAGACUGUGCCGGCAAGUAUCACAUUAACACGCCAGAUACUGCCCACUGCUCAGUUCCUCCUUUUGUUGGUGCUCAGCUAUGACGACGACAUUAUUAAAAGUUGGGAAAAAUUUAAGGCUUUCAUGAAAAGGGCCAACUUUACGGAAGCCGCAGAACAAAUUACGGAGGAAGAGAUCUCAAGCUUGGAAACAGCUAUGAAGCAGAACUCCACAUGCGGAGACGACCUCAAGACGUUGACCAACCAGGUCUGGAUGACGGUGGACGAGUACAGGCAGAAGAAUCCUAAGAUCAGCGAAGCUGAACUCCGCUUGAAGUUAAGCGAGUCUGAUCUUAUAUUAUACGACAUCCCGGCGGUAACCAACAACUGUAUGACCAAAAUGAUCUCCGAGUCUACGGUGGCCACAGCGUACAAGACACGCGACACACUUCGCAAGACCUAUGCAGUGAUGAUCGACGAUCUCAUCAAGUCUGGCAAGAGCGACAAUGGCACAUCCAUGGCCACAAAGCACAGCGCUUAUGUAUGGAUCGACAAUGCUCUGACCUUUGCAUCAUUCGGUUGGGACCCGACGGAUUUAUCGACCCUGUUUGCAGAAUACCUCCAGACCAUUUGUGGCCCUACCCAGUUCAUGGGUGAAAUUGACGACGGGGAUGAAGCAGCCACUCUGGGUAUGAGCGCGCUUCACAAGGCUUUCAAGAACAGUACGCUGACUUGGACCAAGAAGGGCGACGGUGCUGUUGUUAUUAACUUCAAGAGUAAGGACACGAAGGAUGUGACCGUUAAUAUCAUGUCCGGUGGUGACAAGAUCGACGAAGUCGACCUUAAAGCUGGCGGCUCUGCACAAUGGAGAUCAAAUAUUACUGCACUUGGUGGCAAGACUCUGUACCUAGAUCGUUGGCGUCCGGGGUUUCUCGGUCUCCCUGGCACGGGCGGUGGUUCGUUGGUAUUGUGGGUACCCAUUUCGCGCGAGGGUGGCCAUUUGGAGCUUAAUGCUCAGCUCAAUGUGAGCUAG